GGCCAUUUCGUUUGCGGCAUUAACCGACGUCCCGAAUCGCUUCGCCGCCCCUCGUCAUCUGCACGGACCGCAGUAUGGAGGACGAAUGGGAGGAGGAGGAGCAGCUGGUGGUGGCGGAGCUCUCCGGCGUAAUAAACAACGAGUUUCUGUCCAGCUGCCGGGGCACGUGCAAAAUACUGGAAAUUGACAGUGAAAAGCCGAUGAUGCAAGUUGGACCGUACGUAUUUGUGGGGGAGUAUGAAGACGCUCUGGGCACUUGUGUGCUUUUUGAGGAAAGUCCACCAAGUGGAGAAACAGCUUGUCCCGACCUCAAGUACAAGUGUCAUACUGUGAAAAAACUAAUGAUGCAGCGCACCUUUCUCACUGAUAAGAAAGAAGAGGAAACAAACACAGGUGGCAGUGGUACUGCUGGACAAAAAGACACAUCUCACUCCAGUCCAGACCCAAACGAUGUCAACCGUCAGGGAGAGACAAGAGAACAGACAACCAGUGAAGAUCAACAAGGAGAUGCGGAAGAAAUGACAGUGGGCUGAGAAAUGAAGGCUAUGCAAACAUGCCUUGUGAGGAACAUUAUUAGUCUCUGGAGGACUUAGAGGCAGCUAAGAAGAAGUGUUAUAUGGGCAGGGGCCCUGUUCAGAAAAAUUCCUUGCCUCCAUUCUACCUGAUUCGUAAGGUUAAAUAUCUUCUUCUUUCAGCUUGUUCCCUGUCUUUCAGGGGUUGCCACAGUUGAUUUUAUUGUUUACAUCGGUACCCUGUGAGGGUACAGCACCAAUGGUGACCGUUGUUAACCUGAGCCUCGCCCAAUUCGGUAUGGCCUUGUCAAGCUGCAUACUUAUUUGGCAAAAUUUUAGGUCAGAUGCCCUUCCUGACACAAUCAAUAGCCCUGUUGAUGGGGGUACAGGUAAAGCACUGGAUCCAUCCCAGUCUUCAUGGACUUGCGCCCAUGCCUGUCGCCAAUCUGAAGGUUAAAUAUGAAUGCCACAUAUUCAAUAGACAAAGCAACACCUACACCUGGAUGGAAGGCAUGAAUUUACACUAACACUUAAUCCCAAUUCUUUCAGAGCCACAUGAUAUGGAUCUGGGUAGGUGAGGAAGUAGCUAUGACAUUGUGCCAGCCUUAUACCAACCCCAUUUCUUUGGGGUCUUUACUUAAAAAAUGUCUAAUUUUAUCCGCGGUUUACAACUUUUCCUCAACCAAUACUCCUUGUGAAAAGGGAUUAAGAGUAGUACGGUGGAUGAAUGAUGCAAAGUCAGUAGAAAAGUGAAGGUAUUUCAUGAAUCCAUCCAUUAUCCGAACCGCUUAUCCUGCUGUCAGGGUCGUGGGGAUGCGGGAGCCUAUCCUAGCAGUCAUUGGGUGGCAGGCAGGGAGACGCCCUGGACAGGCCACAAAGCCAUCACAGGGCCCAGUCAGAUUCCCAUUUGCGGAAUUGGAUUUUAGUGUAAUGCGCAUGCGCAUUCACUGUGGCUCGUUAAUACAAUUCUUUCCAGGUGUGAAUCUCGUGUUGGUCUUUUUCUGCAAAAUAUCCUCGAUUGUGAGUGCAUUUGUGAUAAAAAU
Messenger RNA from Lampris incognitus (smalleye Pacific opah), 1555 nucleotides. It is a transcript of the gene gtf3c6, whose product is annotated as general transcription factor IIIC, polypeptide 6, alpha. Gene Ontology annotation, biological process: transcription by RNA polymerase III. The transcript is spliced from 6 exons. Gene Ontology annotation, cellular component: transcription factor TFIIIC complex. Bases 75 to 533 code for a protein of 152 amino acids. NCBI's taxonomy places the organism in Eukaryota, Metazoa, Chordata, Actinopteri, Lampriformes, Lampridae. The record is from RefSeq and is a predicted model, not a curated record.